CAUAUGACAAGAGCUCACUUCCUGUCGACUCUUUGCACUCCUGGCUGGGGCUUUGGAGACAGAAACAACAUUCUGUCCCAGUUUUCGUGUGGUUGUCGUUGCACCUCAAGAUGCUGGCGCUCAUAAACAGGCUUUUGGACUGGUUCAAAUCCCUUUUCUGGAAGGAGGAGAUGGAGCUGACGCUGGUGGGGCUCCAGUAUUCCGGGAAGACCACCUUUGUCAACGUGAUAGCUUCGGGCCAGUUCAGCGAAGACAUGAUUCCUACAGUGGGGUUUAACAUGCGAAAAGUCACCAAAGGCAACGUGACAAUAAAGAUUUGGGAUAUAGGAGGACAGCCAAGAUUCAGAAGCAUGUGGGAGCGAUACUGUAGAGGAGUGAAUGCUAUUGUUUACAUGGUAGAUGCUGCUGACCGUGAAAAAAUAGAGGCAUCAAGAAAUGAGCUUCACAAUCUGCUAGACAAGCCACAGUUACAAGGCAUCCCUGUUCUAGUGCUUGGAAACAAGAGGGAUCUUCCCAGUGCUUUGGAUGAGAAGCAGCUUAUUGAAAAAAUGAAUUUAGCAGCCAUUCAGGACAGAGAGAUUUGCUGCUACUCAAUUUCUUGCAAAGAAAAGGACAACAUAGAUAUCACACUGCAGUGGCUUAUCCAGCACUCAAAGUCCCGGAGGAGCUGAGGCUGAAGACCCCUGCCCUUGUCCUGUUGGCCAUAUCAGUUCCAAAAUGCCCCGCUCACUCUGUGAUGACGUAAUCCUUUUUCACACCACAGUCUCCCUUGUAGCCCAGUUCUUAAUUUCCUUCACAGUCCAUUUUGUGCACUGCUAAUGAUGUGUAACCUCCAGUAACAAAAAAAAAACAGCUUAAAGUACUAGAGUUGUCAUGAUACUGUAAGUAAAGCUUUAGAACUGUUAGAAGCUGGGAAAUGCAGAUCAGCCCAGAAUGUCAUAUGCCUUUGAAAUGCCAAAUCACAGGUCCUUUUUUAUUUUCCAAAUAAGCCUGUGGACUAAGAUCCUUGUUCUGCAGCAGGUUUUUUUUGUACAAGUAGAUCAUGUUACCGUCUGUCAUAUUUGUUUUGUAAAUAGGUUGACGUUUAUCCACUAUAUCUGUCAGCCAAAAUGGGCAGUUCGUCUGUUUUGUUGAAUAUUGGUGUUUAAAUGUGAUUCUACCAGUUUUAUGUUAAUCAUGUUUUGUUAGGUUGUACACAUUUUAUGAAUUUUGCCUUUGGCUUAAAGAAAUUCUUUAUCCCUACAAGUAAUCAAAAUGUGACCUUAUUUUAUUGUAGUCAGAAGUCCUCAGACUGUAGCAACUCUAUGGACUAAGUAAACAGGGAGAGGAAUAUCAUGCAGUUUAGUUUACUUUAAUGAGCAUAUAUUUAAGAGUCUGAAUGUAAUAAAUUCAAAGGUAAAGCUGUACGUAAUUGUGGGGUCUUGUACCAAGAGUCCUGUCUGUACUUUUCCAGUGUCAGGUGAAACCUGCAAUGCUGUUUCUGUCUACGGAGUGGUCUGCAGAGUUGAAAGUGCCUUCUGCAAUAGCUCUGACUACUGGACCAAAACAGCAUUUAAACAUGGAAUUGUGUGUGGGGUAGGAAAAGAAAAGGAAAACAUAAAAGCUGAUAAAGUACAAUAAAAAGCAUGCUUUUUAACCUGGAUGAUUGUAACUUGAUGUACUUAUGAUGCUUGACUGGUAAAAUUCACUGUGGUUCUGUAUUUGAAGCAGUUAAGAUAUUGUGACAACUCUAGACAUUCCCUUACCUUAUUUAAUGCACUUGUGUAAAUAUGCUAAAAAUGUAUGAUAAAAUGUUGAAGACAGUAAUGUAAAAGCACAAGGAGGAGUCAAUGAAAUGAUGCUAAUUGUUGCUUUGCUUAUGUAAAAAAAUGGAGCAUGUGCUCCUGUAGUUCUCAUGACACAUUUUGCACCUUUUUUUAAACUAGAGCAAGAUGCCAGCAACUGAAUGAAGGACUAAUGUUCACUUUUUCAGGACUUUCACAGCAGUUUGCAUGCUGUUCCAAUGAUUGUUUAAAGUGGUUUUCAUCUAACCUGGAAAACACUGUGUGUUAUUCCCCUUUUGUUUCUUUCAGAAUGUGAUUUAGGAAAUUCUGGUGGAAAAGGGUGCCAUAUAAUGCCUUGUUGCCUCCAGAUUAGUUAGGUUGACCAAACAGCCAUGUUUUAUCAAGUAAUCUCAUUCACAAAUUGCCUUACUGAAAAAGAGUUCAUGUAGCAGGUUUAAUCUGUCACUCAGACAAUUUGGUGCCCUUCUUCAAGACGUCCAUUGGCAAACUAGAAGACGAGUAGUAAUCCAAUGGCAAAUUAAUACAUUUCGUCACUCAAUUCUGAUUAGACUAUUUAGGCUCUAGCUCUGUAUGAAUUGGUCGCACAAUUAAAUAUCGACCACUUUAUGGCUAUCCUGCAGAUAUUCUGUAUGAAGCCUUACAUCUAUUUGCAUUUAUAUUUUUAUUUGACUGCUGGUGCCUCCCAAACUCUUUGCACUUUUGAUUUAGUAUGCACAUCCUUUUCUUUUAGAGAAAAAUAAUAGAAAGGUAAUGCUUAAACAUUGGCCCUUUUUACAGAGCUUUUCUGGGUGGGACGCCCCAUCAGAGAAACUAGAAGCACGAUCAGGUUGCAUUUGCAAUCUGUUCCUUUGUCAGUUAAAAGUUAAAAGCUUUGCAGAAGUAGGUGAUAUAUUACUGCCCCCGGUGACCUAAACUUUACAUGAGUGUCUAGAGAAGUCACUUCAGCACGAAAUGUUGCUUUGAGAGUGGGGCAGCUUAUUUCCUUAUUUAAUUUGUGAUCAGAACUAUUAACAGAUUUAUGGCACAACUCUGCAGAUCUAUUCUAUGAAGUAUUUGUUUUGUGGUUUUCUGAGCUAUUAAGAUGCUUACAGUUACAUCAGAAUCAAGGACAGAAUUGGCUCUGAACCUUGUUAGAUGAAUUUUCUCCAUUAAAUCUACCUCGAGGCAAGUUCGGCACUAAAAUGUGAAUUUUCCCUUUUAAUUAGUUUCACCUACACAAGACAUCUAUGAAACUUUAUAAGCCAUUUGUUGUGCGUGGCAUGUAAGAAGUUUUGUAUUUUUGAAAAUCAUUUAAGCAAUUAACAUUUGGAUGUAAAGAAAAUUGAUCAACUAAAUUGCAUUGGGUGUUAUUUGAUAUAAACCUUAUCAUUUUUUUAAAGAUUGAUAUAAUACAAAUUAAUACCGAACUUUUAAUGGGUAUCAAGCUUGAGUGCCACAAAAGCCUUCAUUUUAACCGUUAAUGUGAACUGGCUCAUACUGUAAACCAUUUUUUUUUCCUUUUCCCAACUUCAGAGUCUUGAUCUUUGGUAUCAGAUGCAGUUGGGUCUGCAAGGCAGAAGUUGAGAAGAGGAAUUGUAAAUGGAGGGAUGCCUAGCCAAUUCUGUUCAGACACAUGGGAGAUUUCCACCUUAGCCACAAGAAAGGGGAAGAUCAGGAAUGACACUCUCAAAAUCUACUACUGUAAUUGUAUAAAUCAAUCAUGUAAUUGCUUGGCCAUUAGAAACUUUCUGAAAGUAUGUCAAACAUAAAGGAAGUAGCUUAGAAAAGCUUUCAUUUGAACGAAUAAUAUACAUGUAUAGAUGCCCAUAAAUUGGAAAUGUAUAUCUUACACCCUAAAUCCUCCAUUUGCCCUCAGAACAUGUACUACACAUUUUAACGAUAUCGCCAGAUUGCAACGAGGCUGGCUUUGAGGAAGCCAGAUUUACUUAUUGGAAACCAAAACAAAAUUACAUUAUCACACUGGGACACCUAGCCAUCUACCUUUGAGUACUUGUUUGGCCAUAGUUACAUCGUUCUACAAGUUAUUUAAAGUAGCACAGAGAGAGAAAGCACAUGCUUUCCUUCAUCACGUCAUGUUCUUUUGACAAAGUGUUAACUUCAAGGGAACUGAAAGAAAAUUGGGGAUGAGGAAUUCAAUGGAGAUUUUACUGCCUUGCCAUAAUAAACACAGACUUGUUCGCCACUGUUCUUUUGACUAGUUUGAGCAUGUCGCCCAGCACUCUGUACUGGUUGUAGGUGCUUUUGCAUUACUCAGCAGUUAUAGCUUCUUCAAACUGCUUUCUGCAGUUACAGUGGCAAGGAUUUUCUUUAUCUUUUCUCGUAUUUGUGCAGCAUUGUGCCUAAUUAGACAGAACAUGGAUGUUAAUAUGCUUUAUGUGGGGACCAGGUCACUAUUUAAAUAUUUAAUCAGGGGUGUAGGUAAAGCUAAUGUAUUUGUUGUGUUGAUAUACUAACUGCUUUCAGCAUUUUAUGGCAUUCAGACACUAUUAUGAAAAGAAAGAUGUGUUUUUCCCUGUGCAUUAAAAAUUGCAUGUGUAAACAGAAUCAUUCAAUUACAGACUUUGUAAAUAAGAAAAAAAAAACAACCUUUUUAUUCAGGUGAA
Messenger RNA from Lepisosteus oculatus (spotted gar), 4387 nucleotides. RefSeq names its product ADP-ribosylation factor-like 8Ba (gene arl8ba). Gene Ontology annotation, molecular function: GTPase activity; GTP binding. Gene Ontology annotation, cellular component: lysosomal membrane. Gene Ontology annotation, biological process: protein transport; anterograde axonal transport. The record is from RefSeq and is a predicted model, not a curated record. Lineage: Eukaryota; Metazoa; Chordata; Actinopteri; Semionotiformes; Lepisosteidae.